This is a messenger RNA of Acaulospora colombiana, 372 nucleotides long. Lineage: Eukaryota; Fungi; Glomeromycota; Glomeromycetes; Diversisporales; Acaulosporaceae. The record is from the annotation of a GenBank genome assembly.
AUGACUGUGCAUACUAGCCAAGGGAUGACGCUUGAAGCUCCACAACGAGUUUGGGUUAUCGAUGAACAUUUGGCGUGGGAUAAUCUAAUAUAUCUCGCAGUUGGUCGUGUAGAAUAUUUGAGCCAGCUUAUUCGGGUUGAAGGUCCCCCAUUACCUCCUGAGAUUGAGGAAGCAAAAAAUAAGAAAGCAAUCGAACGUUCAUUGAGGCCAUUUAUUUCUGGAAAACUCGUAGGAUAUAUGGAUCAAGAUAAGAAAAAAGGUCGCGAAUUCGAUUUAUCUGUUGACUAUAUCCUUACAUUAAAAGAUUCGCAAAAAAAUAAAUGUGAACUAUGUCUUAAUGAAAUGAAAUGGGAGUAUGAAUAUAUACUGUAG